AAUUCUAUUCCCUGUUCCUGUUGCCUGUUGCCUGGCAUUGUGUGAUGGGCUUUAGGCUUGGAAGUGACGUACGUGUUACCCUGGACGUGGGACACGAGUUUAUUUGGCAGAGUAACCCAGGUUAUAUUGAAACAUUUGCUGUACAUUAUUGUAUGUUCUCUGGAAGUUGGUUUUUAUGGAAGCAUUCGCUUCCAUAAAACUGUGAGAACAGUGUGGAGUACUGUGGAGAACUGUGAACUGUUCAGUUAUUUCGAGACACUUCUGGCAGAGGACGAGGAAUGUCGGCAGUGCUUUCGACAAUUUUGCAGCUUGUGCACGACCCUUUUAGUGCCGAUGGAGGGUAUUGUCGGCGACAGUGCCAAAAGUAUACAAAGUAUCGUCGACCGCGACACGAACUUUGCGCGGAAGUACGGAUACGCGAGAGGUCUUCGAUGGAAUGCGAUCAGCGCCGUGGAGAUAUUCGAGCCUGUGCUCGCUUACUGGGAAAAGCGCGUGGACACCGACAAGAGCACGCUCGAGCGUUUGCUCGACACUGGCGUCUUGCUGGAACUAAUGAAUUUGUUUGUACACAUGAACAGAGAUGAAUUUUACUCCACGCACGUGUCGGUCAAGUGCAAGUCGUGCCUGGGCAAACUCUGUACAGUUAAGAGGGACUUGUACAACGCCGUGGUGAUAAAAUGCAGAUUCGUCAGUCUGGUAUGUAAGUUUUCCGUUAAAACUCUACUGGCGAAAGCGUGCGCUGUUACUAGGAAAAUUAUGAAGCGGAAUGUCGAGUGGAUCAUUCGUGAAACGAAGGAAUCCGAAUGUAAGCGUUGGAGACAAUCGUGGAACACGUGUCGCAAUUUAACUUACAACGUAGGCGUACUGUCUGAACACGUGUACGAGGAAAGCCGCAGAUGGGUGCACAUUAAGAAAAUUACGCCCAAAGAAGUCGCAAGCUUAGCUACGUUGGACCGCUUGACCAGUGAUGAAGAUGAGAUAAAGAGCGAAUUGGGACUUUCAAUAGAAAGUAUCUCUAAGUACGACGUUACCGCGUUGUGUCUGCGUGAAGUCAACAGUUUACUGGAGCAUCUAGUAACAAUUCUUCAACCAAUAGCAGCGAGUUGCUGCGGCAGUAUGCUGCGCAUGAAAUGGUACCUUAACACUGUACUCUUCGACAAGGACUUUACUAUACCUACCUAUUUAUAA
Messenger RNA from Vollenhovia emeryi, 1188 nucleotides. RefSeq lists its product as uncharacterized. The record is from RefSeq and is a predicted model, not a curated record. The transcript is spliced from 4 exons. Bases 334 to 1188 code for a protein of 284 amino acids. NCBI's taxonomy places the organism in Eukaryota, Metazoa, Arthropoda, Insecta, Hymenoptera, Formicidae.